GAUAUACUUGCUUGGACCGGCAAUUACGCGCCCUGCGAGUACGCAAUUGAGAAGGUCAUCACUAUGUCCACGGUAGAUCACAAUCAGAGCGGCCCUUCCAUCUACUGUGUUCACUCAGCCGAGUCAAACUUGCUAGAAGUUGCGCUUAGUGAUAUUCUCGUUUUCACCCUUAAAUGGGGUGUAGCAAGGAACACAUUCCACCCGCCAUAUUACCGUCGCAACGUAGUGACUGAGAUCAUAGGCGUCAUAUAUCGCACUUUACAAAGCUCAGCGAUUCAGCUGUCCUCUGGCAUCAUAACUUGUACACCCAGCUAUAUGCCUCAGGGAAAGACGUAUGACAGACGGAAGCAGGCUACAAGUGAUGGCCUGCCGCCUGCGAGAACAAGAGAGAAAAUCAUGGGUUUCUGA
This is a messenger RNA of Fusarium redolens, 408 nucleotides long. Its product is annotated as Homogentisate 1,2-dioxygenase. The annotation marks the transcript as partial. Gene Ontology annotation, molecular function: homogentisate 1,2-dioxygenase activity. The record is from RefSeq and is a predicted model, not a curated record. Gene Ontology annotation, biological process: L-phenylalanine catabolic process. Lineage: Eukaryota; Fungi; Ascomycota; Sordariomycetes; Hypocreales; Nectriaceae. The transcript has a single exon. Gene Ontology annotation, cellular component: cytoplasm.